AUGAACUUCGAGUUGCUCCUUGACGUGCAGCGGUUUCUCCGGCGGCUGGACGUCUUUAUCGAGGACAAGAUUGCGCCGUUGCAGCGUGAGAACGAUCGGUUCUUCGACUAUCGGAGGAAAACAUCUCGCACCGACUGGAACAACCAUGGCCUCCCGCACCCCGAAUGGGAGUCUUUGCUUCGGCGGGUGCGGAAGCUGGCAGAUGAUGCGGGAGUACGGCGGACCAAGGGGAGCUCACAACCGAAUCUUUAUAUGUGCGCAAUCCGAUACCAUUUGACGGUGAAUCACGGAGGCGGGUUAGGGUUGGCCAACGACCUUCAGAACGAGCACAGCGUGGUGGCCAACGAUCCCAUCACCAUCAUGUUGCAUCAUUACGGCAGCGAGGUCCAACGGUCCACCUUGAUCCCAGCUGCGGCACGGGGUGAAUUCCGCGCGACAUUUGGCCUCACCGAGGUCGACCACGGUUCGGACGCGACCUUCAUAGACACCACGGCAACGCGAGUGUCGUUGGACGACGGACAGCUGGGCUAUGAGAUCACAGGGAACAAGAUGUGGCAGACGGGAUCGUACCACGCGACCAUCUUCUUCAAGGCGGUCCGGGUGCCCGACACGGCCAUCCUUGGCCCCGUGGACGACGGACUCGAAAUUGCCUAG
Molecule: messenger RNA, 654 nt
Organism: Rhinocladiella mackenziei CBS 650.93
Lineage: Eukaryota; Fungi; Ascomycota; Eurotiomycetes; Chaetothyriales; Herpotrichiellaceae
Exons: 3
Coding region: 1-654 (217 amino acids)
Molecular function (GO): oxidoreductase activity, acting on the CH-CH group of donors; flavin adenine dinucleotide binding
Source: RefSeq, a predicted model, not a curated record